This is a messenger RNA of Racocetra persica, 228 nucleotides long. The record is from the annotation of a GenBank genome assembly. Lineage: Eukaryota; Fungi; Glomeromycota; Glomeromycetes; Diversisporales; Gigasporaceae.
CAUGGAUUACCUUCCGAUAUAAUUCUUGGCAUGCCAUGGGUCGUGAAAACAAGAUGUGGUUUCGAGUGGAAGGAUAGAAAAUGUUAUUGUACGAUUCAAUCUGAUAAUGGUGAAACUAUGUUUGUGAUAUGGGAAGAACCAAUUAUAGAUGAAUAUAUUGUAGAUAAAGUUUGUGUGAAGGAAAGGAAUAAUAACAGAAGAAUGAAUGAUGUUGCAGACAUGAGAAGU